UCUACCUACAAACUUAAAUUACCGCCCGAACUGGCGAAGGGACGUAUUCACCCUACGUUUCAUGUGAGCAGGCUUAGACGACAUGAAGGGAACGACGAUAAUCUAUUCCCUCAUCGUGAAUCCUACACUGCAUAUGACUUCGGAGAGCCGAAAGACGUUGAAUGGCUCGUCGAGGAAAUUAUGGCUCAUCGAUGGAAUAAAAAUGCGCUACAGCUACUUGUACGAUGGCAAAUAGGAGAGGCUACA
This is a messenger RNA of Gloeophyllum trabeum ATCC 11539, 246 nucleotides long. RefSeq lists its product as uncharacterized. The annotation marks the transcript as partial. The record is from RefSeq and is a predicted model, not a curated record. The transcript has a single exon. NCBI's taxonomy places the organism in Eukaryota, Fungi, Basidiomycota, Agaricomycetes, Gloeophyllales, Gloeophyllaceae.